UCUCUCUCUCUAUCUGCGACUGCUAUUGGAUCGUGAAUCGUCAUCAAUAGCUCUAAUUUUCGAGGUAAAGAUGUCUGGGAAAGGCGCUAAAGGUUUGAUAAUGGGGAAAUCGCCUGCCCUGAGCAAGGAUAAAGAUAAGAAGAAAUCCGUCUCUCGUUCUUCUCGAGCUGGCCUUCAGUUCCCGGUUGGUCGGAUCCACCGUCUGCUCAAGACAAGAAUUGCAGCCAAUGGCAGAGUGGGAGCCACAGCUGCUGUGUAUACUGCAGCAAUCUUGGAGUAUCUGACUGCAGAAGUGUUGGAGCUUGCUGGUAAUGCAAGUAAGGAUUUAAAGGUGAAACGGAUUACUCCCAGGCACUUGCAGCUUGCAAUACGAGGAGACGAAGAACUUGAUACUCUGAUCAAAGGAACAAUAGCUGGUGGAGGUGUGAUCCCUCACAUUCACAAGUCUCUCAUCAACAAGUCUUCAAAGGACUAAUCUCCUACCUCUUAUACCAUGCAAAUUAUCAUCAUCGGGAGAGUGCUUGAGGAUCCUUUCUAAUCACCAUAUACUGCUGGUGAUAUUUUAUGGAUGGAUUUUUCCUCCACCGUAGCCAUGGCAAUAACAUUUGUUUGUCCCCUUAUAUUUUUUUUGGUGGCAUAAAGACAUGGUUUAUCUCCAUUUAAAUGGGAUCAUUCCAAAACAUGGAGGAUGGACAUUGUUGGCUUUAUUUCCAUAUUAUGUUCUUUUUAAAUGGCUGUUUUGGCUUCAGAAUUUGUUUCA
Molecule: messenger RNA, 760 nt
Organism: Telopea speciosissima
Lineage: Eukaryota; Viridiplantae; Streptophyta; Magnoliopsida; Proteales; Proteaceae
Product: probable histone H2A variant 3
Exons: 2
Coding region: 71-475 (134 amino acids)
Cellular component (GO): nucleosome
Molecular function (GO): protein heterodimerization activity; DNA binding; structural constituent of chromatin
Source: RefSeq, a predicted model, not a curated record